CACACUUGACUCUGUCUGUGCCUGCAUUUUUUUUUCUCCCCUUUCUCAUUCGGUCUCUGUCUCUCAGCAGCAGCAGCUCAGGGAGGCAGCUGUAUGUGCGUCUGCAUAACAAUUGCCACAGGUAAAGACAUCUGCAUCGUCGGAUGUUGCCAACCCCACAAGGGGUUUUGCUGCUGCGGUUGCAAGUUCUCAUCCCAGCACGGAGCGCACAUUUCCAAUCAUCUUCUGGAAAGCAUCCUGGAGGGAAGGACAAGCAGAGGAUCCCAGCAACCCGACCAACAAAUCACAAGCUGACUUAAAAGAGCACAGGCUUUCACGGACUGAGGAAAAAACACCACUCAGAGAGAGACAAGAGAGCAUCAGUGGGAUAUUUUUAAACAUUGUAGCCUCCUGUUUGUGUUUUUUUGCUCUUAUCUCUUGCUUUCUGCUCUUUCUGCAUUAAUCAUUUCAUCCACUCCCUGCAUCCCAUCCACUUCCUCUCUCAUUUCAUCCUUCUGUGGCGGAAUGUCCCCUGCAAAUAGAUGAGAAGAGUCUUUCUGAGCGGUUGCUGCAGUAUUAACGGACAGUAUACUGAGACAGCAGGGCACUGAGCGGACAGCUUGGGUAAAUCUGAUCCAUUAUAGCCGACUGGAGAAGGAGCAGGAUCACGCGUCGCAGUUGCAGAUUUAUCCGCCCUGUGAUACCACUGCACGACAACACCCCUCAUUCUUUUUUUUUUCUUCUCCUCCCUCUCUCUGUUCUCAUCUAAAGUGUUGCUUUGUGACUGGAUCAAGAGAAUUACUUGGAUUCUACUGCUUUAUUUUCAGCCUGACUGGGAUUCAGAGCACACAUAAAGGAAGCAAAGUGGGUUUGGAGCCAAAGAGUGGAAAAAAAAGAAAAGAAGUCUUUAAAUAAAAAGAGACGCUUGUUGAAAAGAAACGCGGAUAAUACAAGGAAAGUGUUUGACGGAUGCAUAAACGACAGAUCUCUCGCUCUCUUUCAGUUACAAAAGAGACCAAUUUUGGGAGCUGAGGGGACGCUGACUCGGCUAAAGCUCUUAGAACAGGCUGCAUUGGGAAACAUCUUUAUUUUUUGUGGUCCUGCACAAGGUGGGGAGGCAACAAGACCCACCCUGCAAGUUUCCCUCCCCUCGUUAGACGAUACUGUCCCGUCGUGGAUUCUGCUUGGAGGGGACGCAUAUGCAUGUUAAGUAGAAAAAGCUGUGGAUUUUUGCUGCAGUGACAUCUGAACACUGAUGCCACAGAUUCCUCAUAGAUGUGAAGCUGUUCCUUCCCACCCAUCUCUCCCUCCUGUCCCUCUUUCUCCUUGUUAGAACACUACUUCUUCUCCUCUGGCUUACCCUGCUGUGAACGUUCUUGAAGUUCACUGUUACUUCAGUUGGACAUCGGGAGUUGUGCCGGACUAAACACGGACUAAUCGGGCGAUUAUCCGUCUACGCCAGCUCUCCCAUUUUUCACUGGGUGUCUCUACGUGUGAAUGUGUGUGCUUGUGUGUUUGUGAUAGCGUGUCUGCAUGUAUCUCCUGCACCCCUCCCUUUCUCUUUAUCCUUGGAUUACAUAUAUGUGUACAUGUUAUUGAGCGUCCCAUUCCCGUGAGGUCCCUUAGUAUCCAUUAUAUCACCUUUCCCUUUGUCUGUUCUCAUUGUUCUGCAUUGUUGGGAACCUUUCUGCCAUGUGCUACCGAUGCUUAUCACAGGGUUAAUCCUCAAUGAGCCAUAAAGGACGGAAAGAAAGGAUGAGUGAGUGUUCUGGGGCAGCUGUUUCAGGGGCGGUGAUCCUGGAGGAGCCUGAGGGUUCGGGGGCUUCAGGGGGCCGUGGUGAGGGCCAGGCCCAGGAUCAGGGUCCCCUUCGCUGUGCCGUUUGGCCACGCCAGCAGACAUGGCUGUGUGUGGUCCCCUUACUUAUCGGUUUCAUUGGCCUUGGAUUGAGCCUGAUGCUGCUGAAAUGGAUUGUUGUUGGUACAGUGCGGGAUUACGUGCCAACAGACCUGGUGGAUGCUAAUCGGAUAGGCCAGGAUCCUAUCUUCCUCUCCAAGCCAAGCGGGAUUCCCAAAAGUCCCGAUACUACAACAACCACAACUACUCCGACAGUUGAUGGUGGGAACCCCACACCUCGAACUGGAACUUUUGCGAAAGGAAGAACUCGUUCCACUGCUACUACCACAACUAUAAACCCAAGAGGGGGUGGAGCCUCGGGUAGCCAAGUCACCCCUCGGAAUCCUGUAAAUCGUAAUGGACGAGGACCUUCGGGUUUUACUACUACGGCAGUGCCACGGACGACCUUCAUAAUUGGAGCAGCAACAUCUAGCCCCUCACCGUCCAAUCCAACUGUACUCCAUGACUCUACGCAGAUGUGGACCCUGGAGCAUACUACUACUGAGACGAUCUCCACCACGCUCACCACGCGUACACACGGCCACCGCAAGACACCAUCUCCAACUGUCCCUCCGCUGCACUCGGAGCAUUUCAAACCCUGUCAUGAGAAGGACCUGGCUUACUGCCUGAACGGUGGCGAAUGCUUUGUCAUCGAGACGCUUAGUGGGCCUCACAAGCAUUGCAAGUGUCGAGAAGGCUACCAGGGAAUCCGAUGUGACCAGUUUCUCCCCAAGACAGACUCCAUCCUGUCUGACCCAAUUGACCACUUGGGCAUCGAGUUUAUGGAGAGCAAAGAGGUGUACAAGAGACAGGUGCUGUCAAUCACAUCCAUCGCUAUGGCGAUCAGCCUCCUGGGAACCCUGUGCAUGGCCCUCUACUGCCGCAACAAGAGGCGCAGAGAGAAGCUCCAGGCACACCUUAAGGAAAGUCGCACUUUGAAAAACUACACUGCUAAUUCCCUCAAUGCCCUGGAUGCCAAGAUGAGGGCCCCGAACACGAACCUGCAAAUGCAUGAGUACUGCAAACGGUCCUCCCAGUCUCGCCAGGGAAACGUUUGUGCGUCCAGCUUUGCACACUGCAACAUCUCCACUACGCCGUCCACCAGCUCCAGAGGCACAGCGAAGCAUCACAGAAGUGCUUCCUUGUCUCACAGCCCGGAUCAGAGAACCCGGGCAGCCCACUGGUCAGCUCCACGCAGGACCCCACCCAUACCCAGGGGAAGGCUAAAUCCGAUUGGAGGAUCCAAGUAUUCAGGCCACGCCUACCAACACCUUCAGGAAGUGGACUCAUCUGAGAGGGAGGCUGAAGCACAAAGAGGUUGCCAAAUGCAGGUCACGAACCAACGCGACGACCCCAGACAAGAUGCCUUCCUACAUAUGCAAACACCUGUUUCCAAGGAGACAUCGUCGCCAUCGCCUUGGAGCGGCCGCGUGGAGGUAGCGCGUUCAGUCCCGUGCGCCCCGUCCGAGCACAACAAUCCGGAUCCCACCACCCGCAGCCUGCGCAGGCCUGGACGCCGUCACAGCCACUCCCCGCCUCCUCCGUUUCGCUCCUGCUCUAUCCCAAUCAUCCCGUCCGUCCAGUGUCACCACGAUAACGAGGUGUCUUGUAUGCAAACCAGCGUCGCACCGGCAAACACAGCGAUGUCAGCCGCCUGCGGCGCCUUGCCCUGCAAGGAAGCGAGGAGAGAGAAGGCAGCGUGCGCCGCGCCGUCUUCUUAUUCCUGCUCGCCCACCAUUGGUCAGCAGCAGGAUGAGGUGGCGCUGCUGCUGGAGGAGGCGCAGGAGCACCUCAGGGUGUUGGCGUUGGCUCACAGGAAGCAGGAAGAAGGCGGGAUCAGCAGCAGCAGCGGAUCGACGGCUGCGCUGGUGGAGGCCAGAGAAACUGUUUGCUUCCUGAACCUUAACGGAGGAAGUGCUGGGGCGCUGAGCUGUAACAGACCCACGCAGACCCAGCUACUCAGCCCUAGCCUAUCACACAGAGACCUGGGCCAAACCAGCCAAUGAAAGGACACGAUUUAGGACAUUCACUUUCGGGUUUGACAGUGUUUGACAGACUACGGUGUCUUGCGUCUGUGGGACAUGAAUGGAAAUGCAGAACUUAAAAAA
Molecule: messenger RNA, 3981 nt
Organism: Sander lucioperca (pikeperch)
Lineage: Eukaryota; Metazoa; Chordata; Actinopteri; Perciformes; Percidae
Product: pro-neuregulin-3, membrane-bound isoform
Exons: 10
Coding region: 1708-3879 (723 amino acids)
Biological process (GO): animal organ development; nervous system development; intracellular signal transduction
Molecular function (GO): chemorepellent activity
Source: RefSeq, a predicted model, not a curated record